AUGGGGUACGAUAGACCCUUGCUGAGGAAAACAGUGUCAGUCUUCUUUAAUGAUAUUCUCAUAUACAACAAGAAUAUGGAGGAUCAUAUCUUGCAUGUUAAAGUGGUUUUUGAUUUGAUGCAAAGGUUCCAACUCUAUGCCAAGAUGUCCAAAUGUGCUUUUGGAGUGCCUAAGGUGGAGUACUUAGGCCAUUUCAUCAGUAAAGAAGGAAUGGCAAUUGAUCCAAGGAAGAUUGCAGCAGUUGAACAAUGGCCUAUUCUCACAAAUAUUAAGCAGUUGAGAGGAUUCUUGGGCCUUGCAGGAUAUUAUAGAAGAUUUAUUCAAGGAUAUGGCUCCAUAUGCAGACCAUUACACGAUCUUCUCAAGAAGGAAGGUUAUCAUUAUAUUGAAGAAGCUACUUUUGCAUUCAACAAGCUUAAACAAGCACUGAUUUCUGCACCAGUGUUAGCUAUGCCAAACUACACUCAGGCAUUUUUGGUAGAGACAGAUGCAAGUGGCAAAGGAAUUGGUGUUGUACUAAUGUAG
Molecule: messenger RNA, 525 nt
Organism: Lycium barbarum (goji berry)
Lineage: Eukaryota; Viridiplantae; Streptophyta; Magnoliopsida; Solanales; Solanaceae
Exons: 1
Coding region: 1-525 (174 amino acids)
Source: RefSeq, a predicted model, not a curated record